GGCCCAAGGAAUCACCACCCCGUUUCAGUGUAAACAACGUGCCUUGUCCACUUUGGGCUCCAGAGUCUUUCAGAUAUACUAAGCUGCUGACAUCAUCCGCUGCCUUCUGCUGCAUCCUAGACACCCUCCCUUUUGUUCACAGAGAGGGAAGGUCGUGGGCCACACGAUGCUGUGUGAUUCUCCAUGUGCCUCUGAAUGGUGUUUUGAUGAUUUUACACUACAUUUCCUGUGCAUAGAAUGGAUGCUUCUAUAUUCAUACAUCUCUAUGUUACACAGAAUUUGUGUUGCAGGUGUUUGCCAUGUGGUACCUACAUAGAAUCUCCAUACAACACACAGUUAGGUAACAGGUUAUACAAGUGGGUUCAGACUGAACCCCCAGUACAAGGACAUUGUUUUGAACUAGGUGGACAUGCCAUCCCUGGUCUCCUUAGACUGACAUGAAUCUAAUGUUAACCAAGUUCUUAAAGUUCAAAUUCCCCAAAAAGGGCUUGUCCAAGGCUGGCCCCAGAUGUGUGGGUCUGACCCACCCCAGCUGGCUGGUUUCAUUCAUGUGAAGCCCUGUAUCCUUUCAGUCAUUUGUCCCUGUGUAAUUUUAAUCAUAUUCCAAAGCCAAAUUUUGUGAUGGUUUCCAGGUUUUCUGCAAAUCACAGAAAAGCCAGCCAAGAUCACCCAGGAGCUUGUACCCCCAGAUGGGCCAAAGAAAGAGCCUAUGAGGGAGAAGCAGAAGCGGACGGCUGGCCUGGCUCACCUUCCCACGCCAAUGGGGCAGGGGUCUGCUUCAGGAAACGGAAGGUGUCCAGAAAAUGAGCAGAGAUUCACAAGACAGCACUUUGAUUCUAUGCUGAGUUUGUUUCUAUAUUAGAAAAGCACCAAGUCAGUAAUCCCCCGUGGCAUCACAGCUAAGUAGCUGUGGCCACCAGCAGCUUCACAGUGUCCUGAAAGCUGGCACUGAUCGUGACUGUCAGUGAAAGAAGUUUAAUUGUCAGGUUAGAAAAUGUGAUCUGGCAGUUUAUCCAUUCUUCAGAGUAAUGUAAUAAUACCUACGUGAUGCUAUAAUUUUACUUUUCAACAUAAGUUGAACCCGUAGCAGUCUGUUUACCUUGUAAAGGGAUUACUUAGAAGACAUUUUUGUACGUGCUCUUCCCCAAGGAUUGUACAUGUUAUACAAAUAGAUGGAAAGAAAAGCGAACACGUUUGUAGAACUAUCAUAAGCACACAGUUGCUGUGUUGCGUUCUCUUUAAAAACAAGGACAGAACCAACCAGCGUUCAAAGGAACCUCCCAUCAGAGUCCCCUAAAGUAUUUUAGGUUCAGUGAGCAUUUGCCUGAAUAAAACCUAAAAGAGUAGUCUUAACACAUUAAUAACUUUUUCUAAGAGAAAUUGAUUCCUGUUUUGUCAUCUGAUGCAAGUUGCUCUUAUAAAGAGACAUUUUCGUGGGUUCAGGGUAACUCAUCUCCAUGGGCUGACCAAAGACUUUUCUAAUUUUUGUUACUGAUGAGAUGAAACCUAUUUGUAAGGAGAUCUUCCCCAGGAGCAUUUCUGUUGCCUUCUUGACAUCAAUGAAAAGUAGCAUAUUCUGUUAUGAAAUAGCAUGAGAAAACCCAGGGCAUUUCUAGGACAGUAAAACAUUAAAGUACUGGAUUAAGAAAACAACAACAGGCCGGGCGCAGUGGCUCAUGCCUGUAAUCCCAGCACUUUGGGAGGCUAAGGCGGGUGGAUCACCUGAGGUCAGGAGUUUGUGACCAGCCUGGCCAACAUGGUGAAAUCCCGUCUCUACUAAAAAUACAAAAAUUAGCUGGAUGCAGUAGCGCGUGCCUUUAGUCCCAGCUACUUGGGAGGCUGAGGCUGGAGAAUUGCUCAAACCCGGGAGGUGGAGAUUGCAGUGAGCCGAGAUCGCACCACUGCACUCCAGCCUGGGCGACAGAGCGACCCUCUGUCUCAAAAAAUAGUAAUAAUAAAUAAAUAAAACAACAACAAAAUGCAUCAGAGAGCCAAAACAUUCAGUAUUGCAUUUUCACAUAGGUAAUGAAAUGACUUUGGAACUUUAUCUGUGUUAUAGUUAUGAGUUGCUUUGGGAGCGUUGGAGCUCUCUGUAGCUAUUGUUCAUAACACUUUGCUCCAUAACCCUGAUGUCCCCAAUAUCUAAGUAUCGCAGCCUUCAUCCAUUAACUCUACUAGGGAGCCCACAGCCACCAUUUCCACUAGGAGGUAUCAGUGUUUGUGGUAUGACAUAAGGCUCCCUUGAAAUAACAAGACUUUUGAGCAAUCUGAAUUAAAAAUACAUCAAAAAAGUAAUAGUGCUCAUUUGCUAAAUGCAAAAAAUAAUCACCUUUGAUACCAAUGUGCACCAAUAUGCCUAACUAGCUAGCCAGCUGGAGAUAAUUUAGCAGCGAAUGUUUCAAAACCCUAACCUUGAAGUUUGGAAACAGGUGGUCUUCUAUGCUGCAGAGAAACUAUGCAUUAGGUCUCUUUUCAGUUAGAAACCUUUACUAUUUCCAAUGUAUGUUUGUUAAAAAAAAAAAUAAUAAAACCAAAAGCCUUUGUGGAAACCCACUCUUGGGAGUCCGUGUGAUGGGGCUGUUUUAUUGUUUUCACCGGGCGCCCUCCCCACUGCAGGGGUGCGCACUGUUGUUGCAGGCUUGCUACCCACCUGUGUUUCUCAGCAUUUCAGGAAUUAAACCACAUUUAGAACCCCAAAGAACCUUUCCCCUUUCUUCUUACCCACUAUCAUAGGUGGUAUUUUAAUGAAGCUUCGGUGCCUUGGGUGCUAUUUACACCAAUUUUGGUAGGUCAUACUAUUUCGAGAAUGGUCUUUUGAUAGGGAGAAAUUUGUAAGACCCAUGGCAAUAAAAGCGCAGCUCAAAGACAUGGGACCUCUUGUCCUGCCCCAUUUGCUGUUGUUUAUGCAGCAGGAGAGAAUAGGUCAGAGCCAACCCUUGCACACUAGCUUUCUCCCAUACAAACGGUCCAUUUUAGCCUCUGUCCCGCUUGCUAUGUAAAGAGGAGGCCAGCGCUUGGCAUAACUGUUCUGGUAGCGAUGCUUGUUACAACUCAUGAUGAAAUGCCCCAACACAAGUGAGGACACAGCUGCCCACCCCGGUGCUAGAAGGUAAGGUGAGUCCUCUAGGAGUACAUCUGCCAGGAUGCAUUUUCAUUCCGCAGCCUUGAUGAAUGGGACGAGGCUUUGUUGUGACUGUUUUUUAAGCAGUCUCCCAGGGAAUCACUGACAAUACCUACUUCUUAGAGAAAAGUUUCAAGCUCCCCUCCUCUCUUUUGUGAGGCAAUACAAAAUCCAUCAUCCAAAUGAAAGAUACUUUUCACAACAGCCUUUAUUGCCUGCAGACUUACAUGUAUAGUCCUUUAAACAAUUAACUGUUUAGAAAAUGGUUGUUUCUCUCAACCCUUGAGCCAGUUAUUCCACGCUGGUAAGACCCUUUCACAGAAAUGUAACAAAGUGCAUUUUAUAGAAAACAUCUAAUUAAAUCACCAGUUUCAUGCUUUUAAAUUGUAUCUACAAGUGCAAAACCGCAACACCCAAAUGUUUUUAGUAUCUAAGUCAGGUAUCCAAAGGUUAGCUACAUAAUCAGAAAUGCGCACACCACUGUUCUGAUAAUAAAGGCACAUUUUCCAAUAACCAAUUAUAACAAGAAGUGCAGCAUUACCUAAAUUGGGUGUGUCAUCUUCCCCUCCUGGGUCACAGGAUGACACCUGGGGAUGCGAUGCUGUGCCUGCACUUGGCGAUCCCAGGAGCACAGAAAUGCACCAGACAGAUCAUGAAGGGCUCAUGCUUGGAAACCACACCAUUUCCUGACAGAGUGAAGGAAUCCCUGUGGAUUCAUUGAAAGGGAGGAGGGAAUUUAAGCUAAUUCUCUUCACCUGCUGUGUUGUCAAAUCUCCAAAACAUUGACCAGAUAACUUAUGUGUUUUUCAUUUGUCAUAGAACAAAGAUUAGAGAACUUGAAAUUCGUUUUGCAUUUCCACUCCUCAGGGAUGUCGGAAAAGCCAAUUCUGUUCCAGCACAAAGUAGAAAGUGGCGAAUUGGCAAUACGCCAAGACAUAGACUGUUACAGUAAUUCUUUUUGUUUCACAAAAGUUAAUGGAAACAAAACAACUUUCAAAUAAUAUUCAUUUGUCAGUGUGUAUAAUUUGCCAUCCAAAUGCUUUUUAAAAAGUUAUUAUCUUAUUAUUACACAUUAAAUUUACAUGGAGUUGUCUCCUAAUCCUGGUAUUUUAACACCAAAUGUUUAAUUCUGAAUACAAAGAAACAUUCACAUACUUAAUUUUACAAUAUUCUGGAACAAGUUAUAUUCAAAAGUCAAAUGAACAGAGAACAUUCCACUUGCAACCAACACAUAGUUGUUAACAAAAUUAACCCCAUUAAUAUUUAAAGAUGGAUUUAUCCAUUAAUGCCUGUUUUAAUUGUCACUUGAUUUUGGUGGUUAGAAACUUUGGUUAUGGUAAAAAUGAUCACAUGAGUGGGAAUUCAUUACCUCAAAGCUCAGGACCACAGCUCCCCAUGUGCAUGUUUUUCUGUCUGCAGUAUUUCAAGGUGAGACAACAAAAUAGACACCUAAAAUUGUAUGAGAUUUUAUUCCUGGUGCUUUUUCAGCGAGAACCGUUUUUCCAGCCCUAGGGAAGGAGCCUGUGUGGUUUUGGCCUGAAGGAUUAAUCAAUUCAGAGCAUCUGUGACAGCCAGGAGGAGGAAAGAAGGGAGGCUGGGAUCACCUCCCGCCCCUUCUAGUAUCUCUACUGAGAGUGACAACUCCAGGCUGUCCCCCCGCAUCCUGAGCCUUCCAUGCUCUCCUCCAUGCCACUAACACUCAGUAUCUGAUGCCUACAGUGCGAAGCCUCCAGAGUCCCCAGACUGACCUGGGCACUCCACCCUUGCUGGUUCUAGUUUACGUGGACACACGGGUACCUUAAGCCUUGUCACACUCCAACACCUUUGUGUGUGUGUGUCUUUAUUGCUUUCUAGGUUAUAAACUCAGGCAGAGACCUCAUACAUUCACUUCUCUAUCCCAUGAUCCCAGGACAGGGCCAGGCACAUAUUAACUAAUGCACAAAUGAGGCCAAGAAGCUGGCUAGAAAUCCCAAGAAACUGUGCCAGGUAUAUGCAGCUGCACCUGGGAAUACACGAAAGCAUGACAUCACGAGCACAGCCUCCUCCACCACGCCUUCCCUUUCUCCUCCUUCCCCGCUGGCCUCAGACAGCUAUGCAUGGCUGCACGAAGGAAGAUCUAAAUCUAGACUUGUUUUAUCCUCCCCUUCCCUUCUUCUCACCUUUAUUCUGCCUCCACCUUCUUCUUUCUUUGUCUUCCCCUGCUGGCUUCUCUGUCAUUUCCCACAGUGGGUUCCCCCAACCCCUGUGGUCCUCGUGUCCUGUUCUUGUUCCCUUUGUGCUGGAUCCCACAUCCUACAGCAUCCAGGACCAUCUUCCGUGGCUGAUGCCACAGCCUGCCAAUUCCCAAAUUCUUCACAUUUGUCUGAUUUCCUACUUAGCUGAAAAACCAAGGCCCAGGGAGGAGUCCCAAGGUGCACAACACAGAGCCAAUCUGCGUGUGUACAGAGAUGCAGAUCCGUUUUUAAUCAAUGUAAGUAUAUGCGUAUAUGUAUAUACAUAUGCAAUUCACAUUCACAAGUCCUGGUAUAAAGUUGCAAUUUUUCUGGCUGCUAUAAAAUGUGCCAGUUUUAAAACUGUGCAUUUGUUGCUUGCAAACUUAUAAAUAUGUAUAAACCCCAUUAUAAAUAAAUUGUGGCUGGCAGAUGGCAUUUAAGCUGCCAGCAAUGGUUGCAUGGAGUUAUAAAUGCUUAUUAAUUCUCCACUUUUAAAUUCACAGCACGGACCCUGGGAUCUGUGACACAAAGUGGUAUGAAAACAUAAUUAUAAAUUAGAGGGGGGAAAGCCAUCAAUAAGAGACAGGUAAGGGCUAGAAACUCUCACUAGUGAGUGGUUCUCAAAGACUUCAGAGCAGCUGCACCAGCAUCACCUCAAGAUUUUUUGAAAUGCAAAUUCUUGGGCCCCACUCCAGACCUAGGGAGUCAGGAACUUGGUGGGGCCAGGGGGGUGGGAGGGCCUGCAAUCUUUGUCUGAACCAGCUCGCAGGGUGGUUCUGAUGCCUGCCUUCCACUCCAAGUCUUCUUGUCAUGAACGCCUGUCUCUCGUCCCAGGGACAUCCCCGGCUUAGGAAGUAUGCUCAGGUGUGUGCAGGGCCAGUCACAAAUUGUUUCCAGAAACAGCCUUUCAUAAGUGAUAGACUUGGUGCAUAAAUACCCCAGCUGUCUCCCCACCUUGCUGGUUGAACUCUGGGGUGUCAGCUCUGUCUCUCGGGGUUCCCCAGUGGAAUUCGGCUCCAGUUGUGCACAUGAUGGUAACUUACUUGAUAAUGCACGCCUUCCUUGUCAGCUUCCUUCUCUCCCUACUCCUGGGAUCUUCACUCAAAUAAACUACAUGCCCUCAAGUCCUCCCUCAGGGUCUCCUUCUGGAGGAACCCCAACUAAGAGGAAAUAGAAACACUGCCUCUCCCAUCUGAAUGACUCAGGCUUUUAUGCAUUUUGAGAUGGAGCACAGAUGUAGAACCCCUGGAGGGAAGCACUGCUUGCCAUUUCCAUGGGGCAGGGGGCGAGCUUUACGUGCAGGCCCAGGACUGUGAGUCCUGUGCUCUUUCCUAAGUUGAUCCCCAGCCCCUUGCAUGGCUCCAGUUUCCUCUUCUGAAAAGCGGGCCCCCCUGCUGGGCUGUCUUACCAAGGUCCCUUUCCUGUGAUCCUUGUGUGGAGCUGACAGUUCUAGGUUGGCACUAUGUCCAGGAGUGGGUUUGUCCUCUUCAUCUUUCUUAGAGCCAGCUUUGAAAGUUCCACGGGAGAACCUGAGUAUUACUCUGAAACCCACUGCAAGGUCUGUCUGAGUCCUGCAAUGACCUCUUUGCAAUCUUUCCACAAUCCUCCCACUCACUCCCAAUCCUACUGUCACCGUCCACAGAAAGGGAUUUAUGGACAGCAGGCAAAGUUGGGCCAGCGAGAGAGAACCAAUGGGCACGUUGGGAAUGCAAAAUUUUAGAAAAUCAUUGCGCUUUAUAUGUUUCAUAUAUUUGUCAAUCCCCAGCACUCCCUCAAGCUGGGAACACGUAUAGCCCUGCAGUGUGGAGCACGCCAAGGCUCAGAGAAAUCCAGCAACCCGCCUGAGUCCAUGCCGUUCUGGGUGUGUCAGGGUGGAGGCUGGAUGGAGGUAUCUACUCGUGGCCCGCAUUGCCUCUGCCCCGGAAAGGCCUAUAGUCUGAGGCUUCUGCCCGGCUCAGCCCAACAGAAAAGAAAUGUGUGACUGCCUUCAGGUGGCAGCCAGUUUGGAGGAAAUGAGGACCCAGAUGUCCAUCUUCAAGCAUUGCUUAUAGAAAGAAGCUAUCCAAGUGUCGGAUGCUACUGUAAAGGAAAGCUUUAUUUCAGGAGCUGGGGGCCACCUUCAGAAUCCCAGCACCAGGCAUGGAGGUUGGGCUGGACACACAUGUCCACUGUUCCCCUGGCGCAUGAGCCCUUUAGGGUCCACUCUUCCCUGGGCCUGUCCUUCCUUUUAAGGUAGGCCUUUACCUACAUACACAGCUUGUCAUUUCCUGCCUGUAUUAGAAAUUACCCACGACCUCCUCCACCUCCAGGAGGCCCUAAAGAAGGCCAUAUAUGGCCCAAUCAGGCCUUUGUCCAUUAUCCCAACAUUAGAGAUGGCCUGACAAAAUAGCCGCUCGCUCAUCAAGGCUGAGCGACGCCCAGUCUUUGGGCACUUCAAAUAUAAAAAGCAGCAACAGUGGUGUCUUAAGCACAGGAUUUAAGAUUGAAUCAUUUGACUGCGGUGUUUUUCACCUCCCCACCCGAUUCUCCAGUGAGCUACUCAGAGGCAGCCUUGGAGGUCAAGAAUCAAAGCUGAUUUAAACCACAAUGAGCACCCCCACGAGAGGCCCAGCCGGCCUCCGCGGGACAGAGAUGUCAUUUGAAGCACAGCUGAUUCAUUUGUGGGGUUAGGGGAGGUGGGUAGGGGUCUCUAGGGCCACUCGGCAAGGGCUGAGGGGCCGUUUUAGGACUGCUGGCCCCCACCUUGUACUCCCAGAAGACAUAGGUUUGGGAUUAAGUGUUGGGAGUGCCCAUUGGAGGGGCAGCAGGGCCCAGGUGCACUCUGCAGGGCCAGGGUGGCCCAGCACAGCAGCAGCGACUGUGCCCUGGAAGCCUGAGGCCCUGGAACGCAAGGCACAGUGCCGUUCCCGCUGCGUUCAUUGUUCAGCUUCCCUGCCCUGCCCAGGCAGAGAUGUGGCCUGAGAAAGCGUGGGGAAGAGGGGACCAGGCUAGACAGGGAGGAGGCUCCAUUGCUUUUGCCUUGGAAUCCUGAGCUCAAAACACAGGCUGGCACACAGCAGGGCUCAGGAAAUGCUGAGUGAGCAGAAGAGCUCUGCAGCCAGAUGACAACAUGGCCUCCAGCAAGGUGCGGCACCAGCCCCAGCCUCAGUUUCCCCAUGUGUCUGUGAGGCUCACAGGAGUGGCCCAGCACACGGUGCUGGAGGGAAGAGUUGGGAUAACUAAUGUGUGCUCUAACCCACUUUACAAAUGGGAGGGAACAAACAUUAGAAAAUCGCUGCCAUCUGCUAAGUCUGAAGCCUGCUCACUUCACUGGCACUAUUCUAGUGUAACCAAUAUAUAAUCUGAGUUUAAAAAUGUAUAUUUUGAAUUAAUAUUAAAAAGAAAAAAUUUGACUCCAAUACUUUGAAUUUUCUAAAUUGAUUCUCAUGCAAAAAAUAUUAUAUAUAUUUUCUAUCACCAUCGAACCAGACACUGACUUCACAGCAAGAGCUACUAAAGCUGCAGAUUACCAUUCAAGUCCCCCCAAGAGAAAAAUAAAGUAAAUCAAAUGUUACAGCAUUCACAGCUCCUAACUUGCGUUUCCUACUUUGCUAUUGUCCCUGAAUGUUAUAAUAGCAUUUUGACCUUUCACAAGUGGGGAAUGCACGAAUGUUGAAAGAAGGUCAUUUCGCACAUUUUUCUAUGUGGUGCAUAUUCACGCACAGGUGGGUCAGAGCCGUGUGUGUCUCUCCAGGGCUCCCAGCCUCCCAGAGGACAGAUGUGCAGGGCAGCUCUCAGAGCACCCAAGUGUACGCUGUCUUGGGGCAGGAGCCUGAUGCAGCUGCUGCCAGCAUCCCCGUGCAGCCGUCUGCUUCUGGAUCACUAAGCAGAGUAUCCACAUGAUGCCUGAAGCCAAAACCAUUCCAGGAAACAGCAGCACAGUCUACGUUAGUGUCAGACUCUCCAGAGUUUCAAUCCACUGCAGAACAUUCUAGAACACUGACUUCACUGUCAUCUCAAAUUCAUUGUACCUCCAAAGGCAAGGACUCCCUAGAAGGCCAUGCAUGAAGGCUGGGGCCUGCCCUGACUCACCCUCACUGGUUAGCUCUAACCUGUCCUUCCAUCUGGCCACACGCACACCCCAAGGCAGAAAUGGAGCUCAUACUAUUGGCAUUAGAACUUAGCAGUAUUAUUAUCUGGCAGAUUUUUCAGUCUCCUCAUAACUCUCCUUACAGGAUCAGAUUUAUCACUAUCCAACUCUAAGCGUGUUUAGUGUGUCUUUCUAUUCUGCUGACCCGUACCCUACAGGGUGCUGUACCCUGUGGGGUCUCACCAGAAUGAGAGCCAAGCUGCCAACAAGCAAAUGGAUCCAUCUAUUCUUUAAAGGGUAUCUGUGAAAAUCACAGGGGAGUCUCAGCCCAGAUAGUAUUUGAAAGGUAUAAACAUUGCCAGCUUUCUAACACCAAAUGACUCCUCAGGAAAUGACAGUAUUUUACCUGGAAGAAAGGGAGUCAAGACAAAGAGUGGGGGUGGGCACAUGCUCUUCCCUGCAGCGACUGAGAAACCUUCUUGUUGGGACAGCAGGCCUUUCCCCCAUCCCUCAUGCCAGAGGCAGAACCUCAAAUGGAUUCCAGUGACUCCUGGGCUUCUGGCACAUGCAGCCCCAGGAGCCUCAAUGCCUGAGUCUUCGGGACUGAGCUCUGGGAUGGGUGCCUGCUCUUGCUGUCACACAGGCUUCUCCCCUAUUGUAUAAGGCGGGAGGGGGACUUUACUAGCAACUACCACAAGCAGCCUGUAGUCAACCACUGACUAGAGGGAGACACAAACCAGGAAUUUGCUCCGACCACCCUUCUACAAAUACCCAUUUUAGCAUUAGAUACACGAGAACAGGGAAGCACUUGUCAAUCAAGAUCUUGGUUGGUGAAGCUUAUUUUGUGCCAUUUUGGCAUGAGAUGAAUUCCCAAGUACUCCUCGCACAACUGGGAUCAAGGGUGGCGGGGUCCUGUGCUCAGCAGGACCCAGAGGAGCUGGAGUGCCACCUGUUCUUUAGUGAAGCUGCAGCGAGUCGUGUGGUGCUGGAUACCCCAGGCACGUGGAGUGCAGUGCAGGGAGCACAGGAGGUGUCCCAGGGAGGCCAAGGGAGGAUGCCCGCUCCCACCAGCAAGCACAGCCAUGCCUCAGAACCAGUAUCUCAUAGCUUUCAGUGCAGGGCUAGGCAUGCUCUGAGCAGCAUGCCUUGCGAUUCCCUCACAAUUCUGUGUUUCUAUUCCACUCCAAUUGUGCUUAUUAGGUAAAACUGCAGGCUACACCUUCCUAGUGGCAUUUCCCAGUGGGAUGGGUCAGUUGAAUUAAAUUUUUGCCUGGACAACUACAGUCAAAACUUAUUUUUUUUUUUUCAGUAAAAACAUACAGCACAGAACAUUAGUCUUACAUCUUUCUUAGUCUUAAAAAAUAUAAAUAUAGAGGGAUAAUUUGUAUAG
Molecule: messenger RNA, 10793 nt
Organism: Nomascus leucogenys (northern white-cheeked gibbon)
Lineage: Eukaryota; Metazoa; Chordata; Mammalia; Primates; Hylobatidae
Exons: 1
Coding region: 5064-5723 (219 amino acids)
Source: RefSeq, a predicted model, not a curated record